AUGUUGUGGUUACCCAAGUUCCUUCAGCUGCUGCUUCUGCUGGAAUUGGGUCAGAGAAGUAGAGGCACAGAAGUGUGCCCUUCAUCCUUGUGUGAUUGCUCUGACUGGGGACACUACAAAAUAACUUGUACAGAGAUCAGUUUCAUCCCUACAUUCCCACAGAGCACACAGACAUUGAGGUUUAUGGAUACAUAUCUGAGAAGAAUUCCUAACGAAGCAUUCUCCAGUCUCCCCAACAUCUCCAGGAUCUAUAUCAGCAUAGAUACAGUGCUGCAGGUGUUGGAGGCUUAUUCUUUCAACAACUUAAACAAAGUCACUCACAUAGAAAUUCGAAAUGCUAAAAAUCUGAGAUACAUAGAUAAUCAAGCCUUUAUGAAUCUCCCACUGCUAAAAUAUCUUGUGAUCUUGAAUACUGGACUUGGUGUUUUUCCUGACCUCACCAAAAUUAAUUCAGUAAAUAUGAACUUUUUGCUUGAAAUUUCUGAUAAUCCAUACCUGAGUUCAUUGCCUUCAAAUGCAUUCCAUGGAUUAUGUAAUGACUCCCUUAUAGUAAAACUCUACAAUAAUGGUUUCACAGUGGUAGAAGCCCAUGCAUUCAAUGGAACUAAGUUAGAUUCUGUGUACCUGCAUAAGAACAAAUAUCUAAAAGUUAUUGAUGAAGAUGCAUUUUUGGGUGUUCAAAGUGGUCCAAGCCUACUUGAUGUCUCCCAGACGUGUAUCACUACACUUCCAGCAAGAGGAUUAGAAAACCUGAAAGAACUGAUGGCUCAAAAUACCUGGACUCUAAAGAAAUUCCCCCCAGUAAAAACUUUUCCUUAUCUAACUUAUGCUGCUCUGUCAUAUCCAAGUCACUGUUGUGCUUUCAAGAACUGGAAGAAAGCUAAGGGAAUCUUGGAGUUUUUGCUGUGCAAUCAAACUAACAAUCUCAGCAUUCGCAAAAGAAGAUCUUCCAGUACCUUCAGGGCUCCCUUUUAUCAAGAUUAUGCAGAAGAUUAUUCAGAUCAUACAGAUGCUGUUUCUGAUGAAAAUUCCAAAUUUAGAGACCUUCAUGGAAAUUCCCAUUAUUAUGUCUUCUUCGAAGAACAUAACAAUAGAGAAGAUGGAUUUAGUCAAGAGCUCAAGAACCCCCAAGAGAAUAUUGCGACUUUUGACAGUCACUAUGACUACAUUAUCUGUGCAGGUAAUGAUGAUAUUAGUUGCACCCCAGGGCCUGAUGAGUUCAACCCCUGUGAGGAUGUAAUGGGGUACAGAUUUUUAAGGAUAGUGGUAUGGUUUGUGAAUUUGCUGGCCAUUGUGGGCAAUGUUUUUGUUCUCUUUAUCUUACUUACUAGCCAUUACAAGUUGACUGUUCCACGGUUCCUGAUGUGUAAUUUGGCCUUUGCUGAUCUUUGUAUGGGAUUAUAUCUUCUCUUGAUUGCUUCAGUGGAUCUUUAUACUAGAUCAGAGUACUAUAACUAUGCCAUUGAUUGGCAAACUGGGCCUGGAUGUAGCACAGCUGGCUUUUUUACUGUCUUUGCUAGUGAGCUAUCAGUCUUUACUCUGACUACAAUCACCCUGGAGCGUUGGUAUGCUAUCACGUUUGCCAUGCGCCUGGAUAAAAAAAUCCGCCUUUGGCAUGCAUCUUUUAUUAUGUUGGGUGGUUGGCUGGUAUGUUUCCUUCUUGCCCUUUUACCAUUGAUUGGAGUCAGUAGUUAUGGAAAAGUUAGCAUCUGUCUUCCCAUGGACACCGAAACACCUUUAGAUCAAGCUUACAUUAUAAUUAUUUUGCUGUUAAACAUUGUUGCUUUCAUAAUCAUUUGUGCUUGCUAUAUUAAAAUUUAUAUUACAGUACAGAAUCCCCAAUACAAGUCAGGGGACAAAGACACAGUCAUUGCAAAAAGGAUGGCUGUGCUAAUUUUUACUGACUUCUUGUGUAUGGCACCAAUCUCAUUCUAUGCCUUAUCUGCUGUCAUAAACAAACCCUUGAUAACAGUCAGUAACUCAAAAAUUCUGCUGGUCUUGUUCUAUCCACUCAACUCUUGUGCUAACCCGUUCCUUUAUGCUAUCUUUACCAAAGCAUUCCGAAGAGAUAUCUUCAUCUUGCUUAGCAAAUUUGGGGUAUGUGAACAUCAGGCUCAACUCUACAGGGGCCAAACAGUCUCCCCCAAGAACAGCAGUGGCUCUGGCAGUCAGAAGGGCAACCGUGGAGUUGUUCAGAAUCUCUCUAGCCAUCAAAGUCACCCUCAUGGUGUACUUGGAAGCGACCGCUCUGCAAUGAUACUGCAUGUUCAAGAAACCAUGGAAGAUAGUAAGCUGACUAUAUUGUAG
Python bivittatus (Burmese python) is the source of this 2307-nucleotide messenger RNA. RefSeq names its product thyroid stimulating hormone receptor (gene TSHR). Gene Ontology annotation, biological process: adenylate cyclase-activating G protein-coupled receptor signaling pathway; hormone-mediated signaling pathway; activation of adenylate cyclase activity. Gene Ontology annotation, molecular function: thyroid-stimulating hormone receptor activity; G protein-coupled peptide receptor activity. Lineage: Eukaryota; Metazoa; Chordata; Lepidosauria; Squamata; Pythonidae. Gene Ontology annotation, cellular component: plasma membrane. The record is from RefSeq and is a predicted model, not a curated record.